GGCAGAGUGUUUCGGCCGAGCAGCGGCCAGUCCCUCUGGGUGCCGCCAUGUCGGAGGUUGCCUCGGGGCUGGCGAGGCGGGCGUACUGGUUGUGUGCUAAGCGUGGCUGUAACGCUUGGAACUGGUGUGACAAGCGCUGGACGUGCAAGGAGUGCGGCACCAGUGCUCCCCCAUGGACGAAGGAGUACCGCUCCGACAAGGCCCCCCCGCGGGUGGACGCAGACGGGUUCGUGCAGCAACCCAGGGGAAGGGCUGCGCAGCGCGCGGCGAAGCGCUCGGCCUCCCAGCGGGCCCUCUCUGGGAGUACCGCGCCCAGCAGCGCCCCCAACAGCAGGGCACGGCGAGCGCGACCUUGGGGAGAGGCCAAGACCCAGAUCGAGGGGCUGCAGGCGCAGCUCGUGGCGGCCAGGGAGCGCGUCGACACGCUCCAGGGGGCCUCGGCGCUCGGGCUCUCGGCGGACUUCCAGCGUGAGGCGGAGAAUGCCCUCCAGCAGGGCAAGGACCAGGUCGCCGCCCUGGAGCUGGCCGUCCAGGAGGCCCAGCGGACGGAGCGCCCCCCUCACUCGGUGCUCCACAUCGAGGCCAACGCCAUUCAGAAGGUCGAGCGCCAGCUGGCCACGGCACGCACCAAGAGGGAGAAGCUCCAGCUGCAGGCGUCCGAGCUGCGCGAACUCAUCGCGGAGAAGCAGGAGCAGCUGUCCGCAGCCGAGUUGGGAGUGGAUGAGGUCACGGGGCAGAUUGCCGAGCUGGAAGAGACCAGCGCCAAGGUCACGCAGCAGGCGAUCCAGCGGGCCAACGCGGCUGUCGGAGGCGUUCCGAGCCCGCUUGGGGACGCAGUCCAGGGGUUGCUCACUCAAGUCGGCGCCCUGUCGGAUCUCCUCAAGCAGCACGGAGCCGAGCUGCCCCCCAGGUUUUCCGAGAUCGUCGGGAUUCUCAACACGCAGAAGGAGGCGGUCGCUGAUGUGCUCAGGCCCAGCAGCAGCUCGGCCAGGAAGCGUUGGGGCGACUGCGUCGGAGACGACGGCUUCGCGACUGAGGAUGACGACAUGCCGCUCGAUAUCGUGGCCUCUGGGGGGCCGGCGGCCGCCCCUCCCGCUGCCGCCACGCAGGCAGGGCCUACCGCGGCUGGGCCGCCAGCCUCGCGGGCCAGGCCAGCGGACGGGCCCUACGGCCCUGCUGCGGUCCGCGGCCAGCACGGGGCGACCCUGGGCGCGUGGCCUCAGGUGGAGCCGUGCCUCGCAAAGGCCCUCGCCGAGCAAGGGGCGGCCCUCUCGGACGGCGACCCCUUGGCGGCGGGCGGCGCCGAGCACCCUUGCCCGAGGGGCGCGGCGGGCCUUGCGUCGGGCGCUGGCGAGCGCGCCGCUCGCGAGGCAGCCGUCAUCGGCAAGGCGCCGCUGGUUGACAGUGCAGGAGGCCAGCAGCUUCGAUCUGGCCUCGUCAUGUUCGGCUGCAAUGGCAACGCUUGGAGCAGGAGCAUUGAGGCCAUUGAGGCCUUCUUCAAGGCGUACGACUACUGGCCCGACGUAGUGGCGCUGCAGGAGACGAGGCUCCCGCAUGAGCGCCUGCCCAGUGCGGUGGCUCAGGCCCGAGGCCUGGGUUACGCGGCCUUCCUCCACGAGGCAGCGCUGACGGAGAAGCAGGGGCCCCAGGCGACCUCAGGCGGCGUGGCGAUUCUGGUGCGAGACGGCUUGCAGGCCGACGAGUCUGCGUACCCGCUGCCCUCGGCCUUGCGGCACCGCCUCAUCGGAGUGGAGGUCGCCGCCGCCUCUGGCCUGCGGUUCCUGGUGCUCGCUGGGUAUUUUCAGCACUCUGUGGGCCCUCGAGGCACCAACCUGGACAUGUUUUCGGCCAUCUCGGAGGUGACGGGCUUCUCUGCCGACAUCCCGUGGGUCCUCCAAGCCGACUUCAACAUGGAGCCCGAGCCCCUGGAGGAGUUGGGGUGGCCCGCGGCGGUGCGGGGGCACGUCCUGGGGCCCUCGGAGGCGACGUGCCAUGCCGAGGGCUGUGACCACCUCUACGACUGGUUCGUGGCUUCCGCGGCGUUGGCAGCCUGCACGGCCUCCUGCGCCACCACGCUCGAGGGCUUCGGUCUACACCCUCAUCGCCCAGUCCUGCUUCGCCUCCAGGAUGUUCGGGCAGAUGCGUUGGUGGAGGUUCCGUCCAGGCCAGCACGCUUCCCCGAAGUUGCCCCUGAGCUCCUUCGGGCGCACGAGGACGCCGAGAUUGUGUGCUACACGGUUGGCAAGAAGGGACAGGUCGCGCCCAGGGGCGUCUCGUGGUCCUGGGACGCAGGCACUCCACCGACCAGCCUCUCCGCCGCCUUCAGCGAGUGGGCGGCAGCUGCCGAAGGCACCCUGGUCGGCAUCCACGGCAUCGGCCAGGCAGACUUGGCCCGUCAUCUCGGCAGAGGAGAGGGGCCUAGGCUGUCCCUCAAGCCUCUCAGUGCCCUGGUCAGGCGGGAUGCCAGGUUCAGGUUCAGCCUCCUCACGCACCGCUUGAGGAGCUGCCUGGACGUGGCCCUCCAGCGGGUGCGCGCGGAGAGGACUGGCCGCUGGCACCCUCGGCAUGCAGACUGGUACGGGCACCAGGCCGAGCUCAGGGCGCAGCUCUUGCUAGAGGCGGUGCAGGAGGCUGCCGACUCGGUCGGUGGGGCUCUCCCUGGCGCAGCUCCUGAUCGACUAGGCGACCUGGUGUUUCAAGCGGGCGUCCACGGCAGCCCUGAUGCUGUUCGGGAUCUUCAAGGGCUGCUCAGUGUAUCCCAGCGCCGCGACGCGGCUCAGAGCGCCCAGGCCUGGCGCAACUGGGCACAGACAGCGGUCGAGAAGGGCGGUCGUCUGGCCCACCGCUUCUCGAAGGCGACGGCCCCGCCGACGGUCAGGGGCGCUGGCUCGGGCAGGAGGCUGGUUGGGAUGGCAGCGAUUGGAGAGCUCACGAGUGUCUGGCAGAAGCUGUGGCUCCAAGAAGGGUUUGCCCUUGGCGCAGGGGCCAGCAGCUGGGACGUUGGCGAGUGGCGGCUGCCACCCAUCUCGCUGGAGCAGCUCCAGGCAGCCUGCAAGCGCUACAGCCCCUCGGUGGGUCUCGGGUGCGACUCCCUGCGCCCUCGGCAGAUCCUCCUGCUGCCCGUGGCGCUGCAGCAGCGCAUCCUGGACAUCCUAUCGGCCUACGACGACGCCCCUGCAUCGAUCAACGGGCAGGUCUCCCUGAUGGUGUUCAUCCCGAAGGCGAACCAGCAGUUCGAGGCCGCGAGCCUCUUCCUGGACAUCAGCAAGUUCUACGAGCAUGUGCGUCACGAUGUUCUCUGGGCGAAUGCUGUACGUUUCGGGUUCAACCUCAGGCUGUUGCGCGGCCUCCUCACCUCCUACCAGGCCCCUAGGAUGCUCCUUGCGGCGGGCAUGGCUUCCCCCGCCUUCGGCACUACUGGUACGGUGUUGGCUGGGUGUGCGUGUGCGACAGCAGUUGCGAAGCUCCCAGUCCUGGGAGCCCUCCUGGCCGCGGGGGCGACGUGCCCGUUGGUCACGCCGAGGAAUGUGGUCGACGACAUCUCGCUCCAGGCGGUCGGCACGGCCCGACUCGUGAAGCAGCAGAUGUUGGCCUCCAGCUGUGCAGUGGUCCGCCAGCUGCGUGAGCAGCACCUCCCACUCAACGAGAGUAAGUCGGUCUUCCUGGCCUCGUCGCCGCAGCUCGCCAAGGAGCUCUCCGAGGAGUGGGCUGCGCAGGGCUUGGCCUUCAAGAGGGGACUACAGGCGAGGAACCUCGGCACCGACGCCAACAUCACUCGUCGUGGAGUGCAUGAAGGUGCUGUGCGUGCGGUCGGCGGCCUUCGGCGAGGACGCAGGCUAGGGGUGCUUCGCUCAGCUGGUGCGGCGACCGAGAUGGUCCACCGCGCUGGGCCCACCGCGGCGAUGCUGUGGGGGCGUACUGUGACGGGUGUACCUGAUAGGGAGCUUCAUUCGUGGCGCUUGGCGGCUGUGCGAUCGGCUGGGAAGUUCCCUAAGGGCGCCUCACUCGGGCUGAGACUCAGAGCGGUGGAGGUCAUGCGGUCCAUCGACCUCGACCCGAGCCCCGCGCUGCUUCGUGCCGCAGUGCAGAUGGCGGCCAGCCUCCUUCAGUCGGGGGAGGUCCCGCAGCGCAUGUUCGAGACGGCCUUGCAGGAGGCGGGGCGGAGGCACGCGGGAGCAGCAGCCCCUUGGGCGCACUGCCGUACGCCUGUGGAUGCCUUGGCCCUCUCGCUCACCAGGGUGGGCCGGAGGCUCGUCCAAGGCACCCGCCUCGCCACCGACGACGGCCACAUCCUGGACCUGCGCAUGAUGGGGCCGCGCGAGCUGGGCCUGCUGGCAGCGGCAGGGGCGCGGCGUGCUUCGGACAGGUCGGAGCUGGCCCGCCUCGGCCACGGUGCGCUCCCCCCGUCGCCCCUGUUCUGGGAGGCCUUCUCGGAGGUCCUUGGGCCUGGCAGCAAGCUCAGCCCCAGGGAGAAGGCGGCGGUGGUGAGUUUCCUUUCCAACGCCCACUGGCCCCAGACCCGUCUGCACUCGGCGGGGGAGAGGGAGCACGCUCGCUGCUGCGCUUGCGAUGCCUCCCGCGGCAGCCCCUGGCACAGGCUGUUCGAGUGUCCAGUCCUCGCGGGGCCGAGGCGCGACUCUACCUCCGACCGCCUACGGGGCUGCGCACACCGUGCACGUGGCCGCGGUGAAGAGGCGGGGGAAUGCUUCGCGCGCUGCUGGCUUCCGCAGCCCCCGAGGGCCGCCUCGAGGUCGGAUGCCAUGGCGGUCAGGUGGUGCAAUCGCCCAGCUGACGGUCUCCUCGGGGGGCGCCUCUACUUGGAUGGGUCGGCGCUCGACCCCGGGCACGAGAGCCUACGGCGUGCGGGUUGGAGCAUCGUGCAGUGCGACUCCGACGGCAACAUGGAGUGCGCGGUGUACGGCAGCGUGCGCCAAGACCUCUGCCCUUUCCAGACGGCGAAGGACGGCGAGGAUUUCGCGGUCUGGAUGCUUUCUCGCUUCCUGGGCCCGAGUGUGGGCGAGAUCCUCAUCGAUUGUGCGUCUACGGUCAGCUGCCUCACGUUGGGCAAGAGGUACGCGACGGCAGCCAACAAGCCCAAUGCCCAUCUCUGGGAGGGGAUCUACGCUUCGCUGGACGUGGACAUGCUCAAGGUUACCAAAGUGGCGGCCCACUGCACCGCCAGAGACGUGAUGGAUGGCAAGAUCACGGAGUCGGACCUUCGCGGCAACGGUCAUGCAGACCGCUGGGCCAAGGCAGGUGCGGAGCUGCACCGCGCCAGCCCCGUGGCCAGGCGCGAGUUCUUCGGCACGAUGGAGGUGGUGAGGGAGCUCUCAUGCUGGGUGGCGCAAGCCUCCCUCAUCUGGCAGGGGAUCGAGGUCAAGGACUGCGAGGGCCUACCCGAGGGCAGCGAGCGGACGGCUGUCUCCUUCGCCGUGCCCGUGGUGGAGCCCGCCAGCAGCCGCCCGUCCGACUCGGGUUCGGGCGACGGGUGGGCGUCGGCGGCGCGCGCUGGUGGCGUAUCCCUCGGUGCGACGGCCUUCGUCGUCGCUGGCCACGUCCUGGCCUUCGCCAGGUGCGGGGAGGGCGCCGCCGAGCAGGAGCUGAUGGCGUGCACCCGCUGCGGGGCGUGCGCGCGGCUGGGCGGACGCUCAGGCGCGGCGCCCAAGCUCAAGGAGCAAUGCCCAGGGUCUUCUGGGCUUCCCAAGGGCAGGCGAGACCAGAAGGCGCGCUGGCUGCAGGGGCGGCAUCCUGCUGGCACGCCCCACAGCGGCAGCAAGCGGGUCGGCGCGACAGUGCCCAGCCUGCGCAAGGAGGACGUGGUGCCGAUGGACGCCAGGGUGCGCUUCCUGCAGUGGCUGGGGGUCCGCCCCGAGGAUGCCCCUGGCGGCGAGGCCGCCGGCGCCAGCAGCGGGCCCCCCAGCGGCGCGGUGGCCGCUGGCGAGGAGGCGGCAGAGCCGCUGGCGCCUGGCCCCGCGGGGGCCUCGAGGGAGGCAUGGCUGAGCGCCUACGGACUUGACGAGGCGAGCCUCCUCCAGUGGUCAGCCGCGGCUGAGACGGCGCGCGAGGACAG
Prorocentrum cordatum is the source of this 6070-nucleotide messenger RNA. NCBI's taxonomy places the organism in Eukaryota, Dinophyceae, Prorocentrales, Prorocentraceae. The record is from the annotation of a GenBank genome assembly.